AUGGAAUCUCAAGAUAAUUUGCAAACAAGAACAGCAGAUGGACAAUUGUGUUAUCCUCGAUGCUCAGAUUCUAUUAAACCGUAUGUUGGCAUGAUAUUUCAAACAUUGCUUGAAGCUGUGAAGUUUUAUAAGGACUAUGCAGAAGCUUGUGGUUUUGAGCCUCGCAUGAGCACUAAUAGGAAAGCAAAAGAUGAAACAAUAACCAGACAAUAUGUUGUGUGUAACAGAGAAGGAGUAUGGGAAAAGCUUAAAGCACCAGUCUCCCGCAUCAAUGAUUCAACGUCUAAGAAGAGGAAGACAACCUCUUGCAAGAUUGAUUGUAAAGCCAAAGUGAUAUUCAAGCUUGCGAUGGGAACAUGUUACAAGAUUACUGAAUUUGUUGAGGGACAUACACAUUCCAUGGUUCCUAUACCAGCAAGAGAUGUCAUGCCAAGUAACAGGAAUGUGGAUGAAUUCCAACAAAGAUUCAUACUUUCUGGUAUAAAGGCCAACAUUGGUCCAAUGCGUUCGUUCAGAAUGUUCAGAGAGAUUAUGGGCAGUUAUGAAGGAAUUGGAUGCACGGGUACUGACUUCAAGAAUUUUGUCAGGGACUUGAAGGUGCACUCCAAAGGAUCUGAUGCACAUAUGAUCUUGGAGACAUUUACAAAUAGGCAAGAACUUGGAAAUGGAUUUAAGUUCUUCCAUGAUGUCGAUGAAGACAAUAAAUUGUGUAGAAUUAUUUGGGCUGAUGAGACGUCGGUUAAGAACUUCAGUUUGUUUGGAGAUGCCGUGUCAUUUGAUGCUACCUAUAAUACCAACAGGUACAAGUUGAUUUUCACCCCAUUCACUGGCAAAGAUAAUCAUGGGAAAUGCGUCUCAUUUGGAGCUGCGCUAAUAUCUCAUGAAGACACGGAGUCGUACGCUUGGGUGUUGGAUAGGUUCGUUCAAAUAAUGGGAAAUGCACCGAGGAUUGUAAUAACGGAUCAAGACCCAGGUCUCAAAAAAGCGGUUGCAUCCUGUUGGAAAGAAACACACCACAGGUUUUGCAUGUGGCACAUAAAUAUCAAAGUUGUUGAGAAAUUGCCACCGAGAUUGAGAGAAAAUACCGAUUUCAAAACAACAUAUGAUAAUAUUGUCUGGACUGACGACGAUGAUCCGGAUGUUUUUGAGGAAAAAUGGAAUAACAUGAUUCAGGAGUUUGAGCUCUCUUUAAAUAAGUGGUUCACUGACAUGUUCGAAGACAGAUCAAUGUGGAUUCCUGCGUAUUUUAGACAUGUAUCCAUGAGCGGCAUAUUUCGUACCACUUCAUCAUCCGAAAGCGAGAACAGUUUUUUCAAGAGAUUCAUCAACAAAACUUCUGAUCUGGUAUUACUUUAUACCAAUUAUUGCAGUGGUGUUGAUGCGCAGAGGUAUAACUACAAAUUGUCAACUCACAACGACGAGACACGUAGCCCUAUGAUGGUCACUAACCUUCCCAUCGAACGCAAUGCAUCAGUGGUCUACACUAAAUCUGUCUUUAAAGAUGUACAGGAUGAAAUAGAUCAUGCAAGCAAGGCGUGUGGAAUGCAUAAGAUGUACUCCGAAGGGAACAUCACUAUCUACGAGGUGGAUGACAAGCUUGAUGGUGUUUUCUUGGUGCGUCACAUGAAGUCCGAGGGCGAAGUGGUCUGCAGUUGUAAUUUAUUUGUUAGGAAAGGUAUACCCUGCAAGCAUAUGUUUUUCGUAUUCCGGAAUUUGAAUCUUGACAAUAUUCCUCAAAAGUACCUUGCCGUGCGGUGGUGCAAAUUUAGCAUUUUAUGCCCCAAUGAUUCAUAUAAUUUACAGUGUAGUAGCUCCAAACAGCCGACAUCAGGUUGGGAAUUUCGUAUUUUUAAGGCUGUUAGUGAGACAAUUGCACAUGUUAGAGGCAAUGAGGAGUUGUCGGAGGAAUUAUACAACAAUCUCAUUGAACUUCGAGAUAAGUUUGCGGAGAAUGGAGCAACAAGCACAACUGCAUGCUCAAAGACCAGGUUGUUUAAUGAAUUUUAUGGUUCAGCACCUACAGAUUCACCAACCGUGCUGCCUCCUGACAUAGCCAAGACCAAAGGAAGUGGCGUAGGUGGACGCAGAAGAUCGGAACAAGAGAAGGCCAUGAUUCUCGCACAGAAACCUAAGCGUCUUUGCAGAAAAUGCAAAACUUGGGGACAUCAUGACUCCAGAAACUGUCCGACAAAAGUCGCAGACUCAUGA
Messenger RNA from Salvia miltiorrhiza (redroot sage), 2208 nucleotides. Its product is annotated as protein FAR1-RELATED SEQUENCE 5-like. Lineage: Eukaryota; Viridiplantae; Streptophyta; Magnoliopsida; Lamiales; Lamiaceae. The record is from RefSeq and is a predicted model, not a curated record. Gene Ontology annotation, biological process: regulation of DNA-templated transcription. Bases 1 to 2208 code for a protein of 735 amino acids. Gene Ontology annotation, molecular function: zinc ion binding. The transcript has 3 exons.